Molecule: messenger RNA, 5383 nt
Organism: Sorex araneus (European shrew)
Lineage: Eukaryota; Metazoa; Chordata; Mammalia; Eulipotyphla; Soricidae
Product: dehydrogenase/reductase SDR family member 2, mitochondrial-like
Exons: 12
Coding region: 2714-3565 (283 amino acids)
Molecular function (GO): carbonyl reductase (NADPH) activity
Source: RefSeq, a predicted model, not a curated record
GUGUGUGUGUGUGUGUGUGUGGUUGGACCAUGCCCUGCCAUGCUUCAGGGCUUACUCCUGGCUCUGUGCUCAGGGGUCACUCCUGAUGGUGCUCAGGGAACCAAAUGAAUGCUGGGCGUUGAACCCAGCUCAGCCACGUACAAGGUAAGCGCCUUGUUAGCUGUCCCAUUGCUCAAAUCAGGAGAAACAAAUUUUAAGCCUCCAGAGGAGGGAGCAUAUUUAAGUGCUUCGUGCUGAAGAGGACAGCUCUGAGUCCCCCGAAAGAGCGACAGGGGGAUGAGGGUGGGAGGAUGAGGGGUCCUUCUGCCCCUCCUUAUCUCUAUCGUACAUGACUGGGUCACUGCAUCGAAUGCCACAGGCUGCAAGAGACGCAGCUGGAAUAUAGUCCUGCCCGCAGGGAUCUUGAUUUCUAGUGGAGACCACAGACGAGCAGUUUUAGUGCAGCUGGUGCAAAGGCAGGUUUGUGAGGGUUGGAAUUGGGGCGGCUCCCUAAGCUGUUUGUGGAGACGUAUCAGAAAGGAAGUUCUGGGCAGGACAAGCUCUGUUGCCCCAAGGUCUUCAGCUCUUCCUUCAAAAGCAGUGUCUCGUCACACUAGUCCCCUCAGGUGCCCCAGGAAAAGGGGGGCCAGGACCGCAAAGCCAGUCAGUGGGUCUGGGGAACCCGUGCCUUGUUCUGUGGGACCAGGCGCAGAGCUCAGUGGGAGGGGGGAGUGCCCCGCUAAGAGUGGCACUCACUGCUGAAACCGAAGUUGCAUCUGGGGAGUACAACAGAGGGUCCCAUUUGGUCUAAUGUCCCCUUCUCAGGGAAAUGACUCAGUGAUCUUUAAGCAAAAUGCCCCCCAAUUGCUCCAAAGUUACUAUGGUCCUCCCCACCCCCAACGUUCCAACACCCUUGUGGGGUGGUAUCCGUCCACUCUGGGAAACACUGACCAGAGAGAGAGUGGCCCAGGUUGCAUGUGGUUGACUCAGGUUCGAUCCCCUGUGUUCCGUAAUGUUCCCUGAGUCUUGCAAGGAGUGAUCCCUGAGCAUAGAGUCAGGACCAAGCCCCGAGCAGGGCUGCAUAUGGCCCCCAAACUAAAAUAAACCAAAAUUAAGAAAACCCUGGCAUGGAGUCUGAUUAAGUCCUGCAGAUCACUGUCAGAACUGCUUUGGAAUUUGUGGGGUGCACAGCCCUGGCCCUUGUAUUUCCCUGAAUGAGGCAGCCUGCCUGCCCUUUCUCUGGUCUGUCACCACAGGUCCUGUCAUCCUUCCCUAGAGGUCAGAGACCCUUUUAUGGUUCUUUGGUUGAUUUGGCCUCACUUUACCACUAAACACAAGGGCAGAGAGAUAGCUCAAGGGUCAGCAUGUUAGCCUAGCAUGCAGCUGCAGCCACUGUCCUGAGUGGAACCUCAGCACGGCGCUGCUGUUGGUCCCUGAGCACCAGCCGAGUGUGGUGAAAAAAAGAAGAAAAAAGAAAGGAGAGGGGGCCAGAGUGAGCGGGUAGGGCGUUUGCCUUGCAUGUGGCUGAACCGGGUUCAAUCCCUGCCAUCCCGUAUGGUCCCCUGAGCACUGCCAGGAGUAAUUCCUGAGUGCAGAGCCAGGAGUAACCCCUGAGCAUAGCUGGGUGUGACCCAAAAAGCCAAAAAAAAAAAAAAAAAAAGGGAAAACGAAGUGGAGCAGCGCUGUGUGUGGGGCCAGGGGCCAGCAUCUGGGUGGGCGCUCAACAGGCACAGUUCACUCAGCCCUUCCAACCAGCCUAACCUCGAGCUGCCCAGGCCCCAGAGGGUCUUUUGCAGAUGGACACAACUCUGCCCGCUCUCUUGCUUGCCUUCCUCCCUAUGUUGUCACUGUUGCGGUGCCCAGGGUUGCAGGUGCGGUUGCAACUCUGAGACGUGGGGCUGUGAGAGAUCAAACGUGGGCUCCAGGCAAGCAAAGGAGGUGCUCUCACCCCGGGUCACAUUCCCGAGCUCUGGAAUUGGAUUCCUGACGCCGCUGCUCUGUGCUUGUGGUUUCUAUUGUAUGGAUGGAGUGAUGCCCGCACCCCUGGGUGGCAUCUGUUUCUGAAGGGGGAGUCCCACUGGGAAGCCGGGGCUGAACCUCCAAUUGGUAUACAGAUGUGGAUACAGAAGAUUCAGCUCUAGAUGCUUGCCUUCCUUCAGUUUGCUGGAAAUUCAUCAUUUUCUGGGGCGGAAUUUUAUCUCAAUAGCGCUGUAACUGUUACUCCUCAUAGAACUUCCUCACUGCAUGGGGGACCGGCUUGUGUUGAAGACAGAUUCACAUCCAGUUGCCUCUUUCCGAUCAAAAUAGCCCACAUUGAAAACAACGUCUGAAAAGUGACAUCUUUGAAGGAAAAUGGCAACGACUGUUGGAAAUGCCGUGUGCCAAGAAUACAUCCGAGGCUUGGGGGCCUGUGAAAUUCACUUCCAGGAAGAAAACAUGAUAUUCAAGUCUGAGUCCACACUGAGAUUUUACUGCUCCUGGGCUGUUGCCCAGUACUGAUGUGAGUGAAGAUCUUUAAUAAGGAGUUGGUGCUGCAACAGUCCAGUAUGAGGAAACAGCGAAUUUCCCCAUGUCUGCUGAUUUGUUCAUAAUGGAGGCAGAGAAUUAGCAGGGCCUGAAAUCCAGCCUGUUGCCGGCUCACCUCAGACAGGGCGAAGAAGGGUGGCUCACCUGUGCCCAGCAUCGGGAGUGCAGCCAGGGUAGACUUCGGCAGCAAGCAGAGUAGGUGCUGGCCAUGCUCCGAGCAGUGACCUGGGUCCGGGCCCAUAGGUACCUGUCUGCCACCUGCGCAAGGCUGGCUGCACGGAGGCACAGCAGCUGCGGAAACCAGAAGGGCCCUCUGGCUGAUCGAGUGGCUGUGGUCACAGGCUCCACCAAUGGGAUCGGGCUGGCUAUGGCUCGGCGUCUAGCCCGGGAUGGAGCCCACGUGGUGGUCAGCAGUCGGAAGCAGCAAAAUGUGGACCGUGCGGUGGCCACACUUCAGGGGGAAGGGCUGAGUGUGACGGGCAUCGUGUGCCACGUGGGGAAGGCCGAGGACCGCGAGCGGCUGGUGGCCAAGGCCGUGGAGCACUGUGGGGCUGUGGACAUCCUGGUGUGCAACGCAGCGGUCAACCCCCUAAUCGGGAGUACUCUGGGUGCCAGUGAAGAGGUGUGGAACAAGGUCCUGGAUGUGAACUUGAAGUCCCCAGCUCUGCUGCUGCGCCGGCUGCUGCCCCACAUGGAGAAGAGGAGCGGCGUAGUCAUCCUGGUCUCUUCCAUUUCAGCGUACACACCGAUGAUGGAGCUGGGCGUCUACAAUGUCAGCAAAACGGCUCUGCUAGGUCUCACGAAAACCCUGGCCCUGGAGCUGGCCCACAAGGACAUACGAGUGAAUUGCCUGGUUCCGGGCGUGAUCUACACUGACUUCAGCAAAGUGGUAUACGAGAAUGAUGCUGUUAUAUGGAACUUGAUAAAGAAAUGCUACAAUAUUCAGAGGAUGGGGCAGCCCGAGGACUGUGCAGGGAUCGUGUCCUUUCUGUGCUCUCCAGAAGCCAGCUACAUCACUGGCGAAAGCAUCGUGGUGGCCGGCUGCAGCCCUCGACUCUGAAGUGGCAGGGUUUGGGGUGGGGGCAGAAGUGCAGAGCUGUGGGUAUUAGGUUAGCAGUCUCAGCUCAGGGCACAGAGGCGACAGGUGGCUCAGGGGGUUGAACUCAUGAUGUGUAUAGGGGAGGCCAGGGUUUGAUCCCUGACGCCAUAUGGCCAACCGUUCCCCCAAACAUCCUCUAGCAUCAUCUGCAAACACAGAGCUGGAGGUAGCCCCUGAGCACCAUAGGAUUUGACCUCCUUAAUUCCUUGUCUCCCAAAGAACCUAGGGCUAGAGGGUCAGGGAAAUAGCUCAAAAGUCUGGGGUGACUGGGGAUGUAGCUCAGUGCUAGAGCACUUGUUUUGAAUGUGUGAGGUUCAGAGUUUGCAUUAAAACCAAAGAAGUAACAGGAGGAGAGAGAGUGCACAGAGGCUAAGGUACCUGCCUUGUAUGUGGCUGGCCUCAGUUCAAUCUCUGGCACGUAUGGUCUCCCAAACACCAUCAGAAGUGACCCUGAACACAAAGCCAGGAGUAACUCCCCCAAAAUGUUGGAGCACAUCAUUUGCAUAUAGAGAAACAGAUUGGAUCCCUAACACCACAUGAUCCUCUGAGCAUUGCUGGGAGUUCGCCCCUCCUCUCCCCCGUCCCCCCAAGUCAGGACAGAGUCUGAACCUCUGUUAGAUUACUUGAGGGCUCGUCCAUGGUAGGCUUGAGGAAGAGUCUUAUGCUUUAACCAUUUUCUUUGUUUUGGGGUCACACCUAAGAGGUGCUUAGGGAUUACUCUUGACUCUGUGCCCAGGGAUUACUCCUGCAAGGCUUGGGGGAGCAUAUGGGGUGCCAUGGAUCGAACCUGGUUUUGCUGUGUAUAAGGCAAAUGCCCUACUCACUGUACCUGUGCUAUUGCUUUGGCCUUGCUUAAAAUUCUUUUUUCUAAAAUAAAUUCAAUAUUCUUAAGUCUGGAGACUCUUCAUAAGGGAGGGUCCAAGAGCACUGAAGCUGGAUAGUCUGUCUUGCCUCCUGGCUUCGUGGCUGCCCGAGUCUGCUGUCUCAUGGAGGUCAGGGGCAGUCCAUGUUUAUGUAGGUUCUGCUAUAUUCUCUGAGAUGGGGCUAAACAAGACCUGAGGGAUUAGUGGUAGGAGGAAGAAGAUUCUGAAGUCUGGGCUUCUCUAGGCUGGCGUUUUAUGUUAGUUGGUAUUUUUGGGUCACAUCUGACAGUGCUCAGGGCUUAUUCCCAGAUAUGCACUCAGAGAAUCACUCCUGGCAGUGCUUGGGGGACCAUAUGGGAUGUCAGAGAUCAAACUUGGGUCAGACAUGUGCAAGACAAGCACUCAGCUGUCUGUACUAUCUACUCUGGCCUAAGGUGAGUGGUUCUUAACAUUUUGGGGUGGGGUCUGGGUGAGCUUUGAGAACCUGAAAAAAAAAAGUCACACCAAAUUUUGCAGCCAACUCUGGGUUGAAUACUUCUCAUUUAGACAGAACAGAGUAGUCAGUGCUAAAGUUUUUGGGCAGGCCAAGAACUAGACAAAGGUCCUUUCUGUUGUCCUGAUCCAUAGUUGGGGUACCCACCUUCUUCAUGUCCAUGUCUCAGGCUCAGUACCCCUCAGAGCAACAGUGGCUGUGGAUCCUUCACUCUAUCUCUUGUCUUCCAUAUGUCUUAUCUAAAUUUUUUGUGAGAGAACUUGAGAUAAAGCUUCCAACCUGACCACUGGUUCUGGUCCCAUAGAAGCCUCUUACCUGUGUCCCCUCUCUGGACUUUCCAGAUCUGGGUCCUCAUCAUGAUCUGUUUUAAGUUUUAAGUCAGUUUCAACACAUGUAUUGCUGCUACGACAAGCCAUGCAUUGG